CCAUGGCGGCACCCACUUGGCUAGCAUCAUUCACUGUGCCCUUCAUUAGUACCAGUACUCUGCCCACUUCCCGGUCCAUAGUAACGGAAGUCUAAUAUUCCCCUCCUCUUCCCUUUUUGGUUGCCCGGGUUCCUGGGUCUGUCGUUCGCUUUCUCUGCUAGACUCACCUACUAGUUACUUCACUACUAUUUAAUACAUUGAGCAUCCCCCGACUGUACCCGCCUCUUCGAUUUCAUACCCCGGACACACACAAGCAGGAGUUUGUUCCUUCGUUUGGUCUCUUGCUCUAACCCUCGUUGUUAGCAUAGAAGAACCUUCUAGUCUGUCGCUUCUGGCAUUUACCACCCCCACAGCUACAACAUCAUGUACUUCUCCAAGACUGCCGCCGCGCUGGCUGCGCUGCUGCCCUUGGCCACCGCGCAGACCUAUACGGACUGUGACCCUCUCAACAAGACCUGCCCUGCUGAUACGGCCCUGAGCUCCACCACCUUCACCACUGACUUCACCUCUGGCUCAUUCGGUGGAUGGAUUGCUACCGCCAACAAUGUCACCUUUACCGAUGAGGGUGCCAACUUCAUCAUCAGCGAGAAGGGUGAAGCUCCUACCAUUGAGACCGACUUCUACUUCUUCUUCGGCAAGGCCGAGGUUGUCAUGAAGGCUGCCAGCGGUACCGGUAUCUGCAGCAGUAUCGUCCUCGAGUCGGACGAUCUCGACGAGAUCGACUGGGAAGCUCUUGGUGGUGACACCACUCAGAUUGAGACCAACUACUUCGGCAAGGGUGACACCUCCUCCUACGACCGUGCUACUUGGGCAACUGUGUCGACCCCCCAGGAGACCUUCCACACUUACACCGUUGAGUGGACUGAAUCUGCCACUACCUGGAGCAUCGACGGCACUGUCGUGCGCACCCUUGCCUACAGCGACGCUCAGAGCGGUACUCGCUACCCCCAGACUCCCAUGCGCCUGAAGCUUGGUAUCUGGGCUGCUGGUGACUCCUCCGAGCCCGAGGGAACCAUCGAGUGGGCCGGUGGUGAGACUGACUACUCCGACGGUCCCUUCACCAUGACUGUCCAGUCGGUCUCCAUCACCAACUACAACCCCGGCUCCUCCUACACCUACUCCGACACCUCUGGCGACUACACCAGCAUUGUCGUCAACAACGGCACCUCCAGCUCUACCACCGGCUCUACCACCAGCUCUAGCUCCACCUCCACCUCCACCUCCAGCACCAGCUCUAGCUCUAGCUCUACCUCCACCUCCAGCACCAGCUCCAACUCUGGCACCGGCUCUGGCUCCAGCACCAGCUCCGAGUCCAGCACCAGCGCCUCCAGCGCCGCCGCCGCCGGCUCCUCCUCUGCCCUGAUUGGCUCUGGCUCCAGCAGCGGUUCCUCCGCCUCUGCCUCUGGCUCCGCCUCUGCUUCCUCCAGCGCCAGCGCCAGUGCCUCCCCCGUCUACACCGGUGCUGCCACCCAGGUCGGCGCCUCCACCAGCCUCCUCUUCGCUGGUUUCCUCGCUGCCCUCUUGUAAAUUGUCCUCCCUUCAUCAUCGACGCCCAAUCCCUGAUGCAACAACCUUUUUCACUUCUCUUCAUGGGUCGUUUAGAAACUUACACCCACCCACCCACCCUUUCCCCUGCUUUCACUGCAUAGCUUAUUUGGAACCGUU
Messenger RNA from Aspergillus vadensis CBS 113365, 1665 nucleotides. Its product is annotated as glycoside hydrolase family 16 protein. Gene Ontology annotation, cellular component: fungal-type cell wall. Gene Ontology annotation, molecular function: glycosyltransferase activity; hydrolase activity, hydrolyzing O-glycosyl compounds. The record is from RefSeq and is a predicted model, not a curated record. The transcript has 3 exons. Bases 364 to 1527 code for a protein of 387 amino acids. Gene Ontology annotation, biological process: carbohydrate metabolic process; fungal-type cell wall organization. Lineage: Eukaryota; Fungi; Ascomycota; Eurotiomycetes; Eurotiales; Aspergillaceae.